AUGAGUGACUCAAAGUUUAAAGGUGAGAACUCCUCACAGGUACGAAAUACUGGUUUAACGCCUCUACCCGCAGCGGUCAGUGGAGCAUUAAGCCACAUGUCCGUUAUCGACACCAGCCUUCGGGCUAUAACGGAAAAGAUGGACUCUUUUAAUACUCUGCAAGAGUCGUUGAAUAACAUGCAGAAGGAUCUGUGGAAUGAGGAUGGAUUAGAUGACAGAAUUAGAUACAUCGCUCAACAGCAUGAAGACAACCAGUCUGAAAUUGAAACUUUAAAACAGGAAAAUAUUACCCUCCGUAAGGAACUUCAUCUGUUGAAGUCGAUUGUUGUGAAUUUAGACAGGAAAGUGACACAACAAGAAAGUGAGAUUGUAGAUCUGAGAGGAAGAUCUAUGAGAGAUAACAUUCUAAUCCAUAAUCUUGCAGAAGAGGAAAACGAGGAUCUUAAUGCAAAAGUUCACCAGAUCAUAAGUGAUCAUUUAAAACUGGAUAUCGGUUUCGUCAGAAUCCAUCGUAACGGACUUCGAAUGCCAGGCAUUACAAAACAAGUAAAGAUAAUGUAA
Saccostrea cuccullata (small rock oyster) is the source of this 561-nucleotide messenger RNA. RefSeq lists its product as uncharacterized. The coding region runs from base 1 to 561 and encodes 186 amino acids. The transcript has a single exon. The record is from RefSeq and is a predicted model, not a curated record. NCBI's taxonomy places the organism in Eukaryota, Metazoa, Mollusca, Bivalvia, Ostreida, Ostreidae.